Molecule: messenger RNA, 1316 nt
Organism: Vicia villosa (hairy vetch)
Lineage: Eukaryota; Viridiplantae; Streptophyta; Magnoliopsida; Fabales; Fabaceae
Product: formin-like protein 20
Exons: 2
Coding region: 40-957 (305 amino acids)
Source: RefSeq, a predicted model, not a curated record
ACAAUUUUUCAUUUGCCUGAAAACUCAAACCUUAUCAGAAUGUCUUGGUUUCUUACAAUUUUGUUUCUCACUCUCACAAUUGGUACAAAUCUUUCAGAAGCAAAGCAUGAAAACAAGAAGCUUCAUCCUUCACCUGUUGUAGUUGGCACUGUCUUCUGUGACACAUGUUUUCAACAAACUUUCUCUCAAGAAAGCCGUUUCAUUUCAGGUGCAUCAAUAGCUGUUGAAUGCAAACUAGGAAAAACAAAGCAAAGAUUUUACAAAGAAGUGAAAACAAAUGAACAAGGAGAGUUCAAAGUGAAACUACCUUUCUUAGUGAGAAAAAAUGUGAAGAGACUCAAAGGGUGUAAUUUCAAGUUGUUAAGUAGCAAUGUACCAAAUUGUGCCAUUGCUUCAACUUCUACUUCAUUUUCACCAUCCCUAAAGAAAAAGAUGCAAGAUGAACACAUUUUUUCAGCUGGAUUCUUCUCAUUCAAGCCUAUAAAAAAGCCAAAAUUUUGUGACCAAAAUAAGCCUAAGAAAAAUGAAGUUGAAGAUUUUUUCUUUUUUCCUCCAAACCCUUUGAAUCCACCUUUGGUUCCUAAUCCAUUUCAACCACCUUUGAUUCCUAACCCUUUUACACCACCACCAUUGAUUCCUAAUCCUUUUCAACCACCAAGUCCACCUUUGAUUCCAAAUCCAUUUCAACCACCAAGUCCUCCACCAUUUUUGCCUAAUCCAUUUCAACCUCCUCCAUCAAGUCCUCCACCUCUCAUUCCAAAUCCAUUUCAGCCUCCACCAUCUAGUCCACCACCUUUCUCUCUUUUUCCACCAAUAGUAGUACCAGGUAUCACUCCAUCACCGCCACCGCCUCCGCCGCCACCAAAAUCAAUUUUACCAUUUCCUUUUCCUCCACUAUUCCCACCUCCUCAUAACCCUGGCUCACCCCCUACUUCCUCAACAAAAUCUUCUCCUUGAUUAUUAACAUAUUAUAUAAAUCAUAGUUUUAAAUUACAAUCUGAAACUACAAUUUUAGAGGUCUCAACGAUAUCAUCGUGACCACAAUGCAAUUAUAUUUGUCUGUAAUUUAAAAGUUUGCGGACUGCAAUUUAAAACUAUGAAACAUUAUGAUAUAGUAUAGUGAGCUAAAUAUGAGGAUGAAUAAUAUAGUGACUAUGCCAAAAAAAAUAAGUUGAUACAUUAUUGCUAUGUUUGUAAUUAGUAUAAGAAUAUUAUUAUCUUAGAGCUUAUCUUGUAAUUUUUGUGUGUUUUCUACCCUUGAAUUGCUUUAUAAAUGGAUUCUUAUGAUUGUGAUAUAAAUAUACAUAUUUCAAUGA